Molecule: messenger RNA, 692 nt
Organism: Microplitis demolitor
Lineage: Eukaryota; Metazoa; Arthropoda; Insecta; Hymenoptera; Braconidae
Exons: 4
Coding region: 107-604 (165 amino acids)
Source: RefSeq, a predicted model, not a curated record
UAUUAUUUUUUCAUCAGCAAUUACCGAGUUCACUUUACGGCCGACUAUUGAACAGUUUAUUUGAAUUAGUAAUCGAUAAUUAUUAGUUUUGACUGCUGUUUUGAAAAUGUUGAAAUUUAGUGGCAAAGAAAGCAUUAAAAUAAUUAUUCUAUCUGCGAUUAGUAUUUUUUUAAGUCAAUGUGCUGAAGUCUGUUUAAAUCCUGGGUUGAAGUGCGUAGGGUGUCCAUAUUAUAACGUUUCUUUGACUGCGUACUAUCCAGAUUAUGCUAGUGAUGAUUCAUCAGAUUAUUUGGACAUGAGAGGAAAAAAAUUAAAAACUUUACAGGACUUUUUAGACGGACGCGAUGAAUAUGUGACCGCAGCGAUGGAUAAAAAUCCAGAAAUACCCUACGGAACACGAGUCUGCAUUCCUGAAUUGAAUCAACAUUUCAAACAAUAUAUACCCAUCCAAGUAAGAGAUUACAGCCCAGAUCUAGAAGGUGAAGGCCAUUCUAGUGUAGACAUUUGCGUACGCAGUGAAAGUGACAGCUAUGAUUUUGCUGUUAAUCGAAUGGUCACUCUUUACAUUCGCGAAGACGCGAAAAAUAAUAAUAAUGAAAAUUAAAAAUUAUUCAAUAAUUAUUAGAAAAUUGACUAUUGACGUGGAAAUAAAUAAUGAAUUUUAUUGUACAAAUUUACAAAAUAAAUAAAUA